CGCUGGGCGGAGGCGGCGCGGGGGGUGGGAAAGGGCGCCGCUGUUUGGAGGCCGGAGCGGGCCCGGGAGGCUUUGGCCGUCAUGGCGCCGCUCCACUUCAGCCGGGAGCCGGUCCCCGAGUCGGUGGGCGGCGACGUGCACAGCCUGAACCAGCUGGGCCUCGAGCAGUUCUCCGCGCUGACGGACGUGGUCUUCCGCCUCCUCCUCGAACCCGGAGAGGUGGAGAGGUUUCUGGGUCAGCUGUCGGAACUCGCCCUGGCCCAUCAGCUCGGCCUAGGACAUCUCAAGAGCCUGACGAAAACCCUGCUCCUCGUGCCCCAGGGGGCUUUGAAGAAGAAUAUGACGGCAGAACAGAUCAGAGAGGACUGGAUCACGCUUGGCCUCACUGAAGAGAAAGCCAAAUGCUUUGCAGAUAAGUGGCAGCGGCUCGGCCCGUCCCUCGCCCGGCUGGCGGCCGGCCGGACCCUCGCCGUCAACCAGCUCGUCGACAUGGAGUGGAAGUUCGGAGUGACGGCCGGGAGCAGCGAACUCCAGAAGACGGGAAACAUCUUCCUGCAGUUGAAGCUGGUGGUGAAGAAAGGCAACCGGGCGGAGCCUCUCUAUAUCGAAUUAACCCUGCCACAGUUCUACAGUUUCCUGCACGAGAUGGAGCGGGCCAGAGCCAGCCUGGAGUGUUUCGGCUGAUCGCCCCACACGGGACCGCCCCAUCCUCCGACCCGGGGGGCGGCCAGAAGGUAGCCCCCCGCCCCCUCGAAGCCCACCAUUAAUCACGGCCCACCCCCCAAAUUCAACCUGGAGGCAGGGUCGGCCUUUCCCGGGGCUCCGGGGAGGAGGACCGUCCCCUUCCAACCCUUCUGAGACGCAACGCAGUAAAAAGGGGAACCUUCUGACCUCAA
Ornithorhynchus anatinus (platypus) is the source of this 896-nucleotide messenger RNA. RefSeq names its product COMM domain containing 7 (gene COMMD7). The transcript has 9 exons. The coding region runs from base 82 to 684 and encodes 200 amino acids. NCBI's taxonomy places the organism in Eukaryota, Metazoa, Chordata, Mammalia, Monotremata, Ornithorhynchidae. The record is from RefSeq and is a predicted model, not a curated record. Gene Ontology annotation, molecular function: NF-kappaB binding. Gene Ontology annotation, biological process: negative regulation of DNA-templated transcription; tumor necrosis factor-mediated signaling pathway.